GCAAAUGGUAAUGGUGAUUUCAGCCUAGCUCAUAGCCAAGACGUCAGAGGAUUGCUGAGCUUGCAUGAUGUGUCACACCUCAACAUGGGAGAAGCUUCACUCUACAAGGCAAAGGAGUACUCGGGCAAACACCUUAGAUCUACACUGAAGUACUUGGAGCCAAAGCUUGCAAGAUAUGUAAGGCAAUCACUAGACCAUCCAUAUCAUGUCAGCCUCAUGCAGUACAAGGCCAGGCACCACCUAAGCUACCUCCAGAGCUUGCCCACUAGGAACACUGCAAUUGAGAAGCUGGCACUUGCGGAGUUUCAGAUUAACAAGUUGCAGCAUCAGAGGGAAAUGCAAGAGGUUAACAGAUGGUGGAUGGAUCUGGGAUUGGCUGAAGAAAUACCGGCUGCAAGGGACCAAGUAGUGAAAUGGUACAUGUGGCCCAUGACUAUCCUCGAGGGUUACUCCUUCUCUAAGUAUCGAAUUGAGAUCACAAAGAUCAUCUCAAUGGUCUACAUCGUGGAUGACAUCUUCGAUCUUGUUGCCACACAAGAGGAGCUCUCCCUCUUUAAUGAUGCAAUCAUAAUGUGGAAUCUUGAAGCUGCUGAUUCACUCCCAAGCUACAUGAUAUCAUGCUACAAGGCUCUUUACAAUAUAACAAAUGAUAUCGCUGACAUGUCCAUGAAAGAGCAUGGACUGAACUCAAUCGAUCAUCUCAAGAAAGCUAGGCCAUGA
This is a messenger RNA of Triticum dicoccoides, 720 nucleotides long. Its product is annotated as S-(+)-linalool synthase, chloroplastic-like. The transcript is spliced from 4 exons. The record is from RefSeq and is a predicted model, not a curated record. The coding region runs from base 85 to 720 and encodes 211 amino acids. Gene Ontology annotation, biological process: terpenoid biosynthetic process. Lineage: Eukaryota; Viridiplantae; Streptophyta; Magnoliopsida; Poales; Poaceae. Gene Ontology annotation, molecular function: terpene synthase activity; magnesium ion binding.